Molecule: messenger RNA, 2487 nt
Organism: Danaus chrysippus (African queen)
Lineage: Eukaryota; Metazoa; Arthropoda; Insecta; Lepidoptera; Nymphalidae
Source: the annotation of a GenBank genome assembly
AUGAUACCUUCAAACACCAUUUGUGUAUCUCAGGAGGGUCCAGCGAAUGCCUUAGCACUUAAUAAAGAUUGUACACAAGUCGUAAUCGCUGGCAGGAAUGUAUUCAAAGUAUUUUCGAUUGGUGAAAAUGAAUUUUCCGAAGUAUGCAACCUACGGGUAGGCAAGAAUUUAAACUUAAAUUUCUCAUCCAUUGAUGUAGCAUGGAGUACUAUUGAAGAGAACACAUUAGCUACAGCAGCAACCAAUGGAGCUGUGGUUGUGUGGAACCUGGGCAGGUCGGGAAGGUCCAAGCAGGAGCAUGUGUUCUCAGACCACAAGAGAACCGUCAACAAGGUCAGCUUCCACCUGACAGAGCCGUCUCUUCUCAUAUCAGGCUCCCAGGAUGGCAUGAUGAAGUACUUCGACCUCCGCAUGAAGGAGGUAGCUAGAACUUUCAUAAGUAACACCGAGUCUAUCCGUGACGUUCAGUUCAGUCCUCACGCGGCGCACGUGUUCGCAGCGGUGUCGGAGAACGGCACAGUUCAGCUGUGGGACGCUCGCAGACAUGAACGAGCCAUGCAUCAGUUCACAGCGCAUUCAGGGCCUGUGUUUGCCUGUGACUGGCAUCCUGACGUGCCGUGGCUGGCCACCGCCUCCAGGGAUAAGACCAUCAAGGUGUGGGACAUCCACGCUCGGCCCAACCUGGAGCACACUAUAUACACCAUCGCAUCAGUGGGACACGUCAAGUGGAGACCGCAGAGGAAGUUCCAGGUGGCGUCGUGUGCCCUGGUGCUGGACUGCGCGGUCCACGUGUGGGAUGUGAGGAGGCCGCACGUGCCGCUGGCCACGUUCGCGGAACACCGUGACGUCACCACCGCCAUCGCCUGGCAGGCCACGCCGCACGCCUUCCUCUCCACCAGCCGGGACUGCAGCCUGUACCGCCACAAGUUCAGCGAGGCGGCCCAUCCGGUGCUGUGGGCCAACCCCCAGGCGGUGUGUGUAUCGGCUCGCGGUCAGCUGGCCAGCGCUCUCCCGGACGCCCCCCUCCCCCGACCGCGGACCUGCGCCCCCGAGAGACUCGUGCCCGGCCUCGGUCGUAAGCAGCCCACGGCAGGAUCGCUAAGUGCAUCUGCGCAGGCGGCCUUAGAGCGCGCGUUCCCGGGCAGCGCGUCCUCCUCCCUGGCCCGUCACAGUCCCGUGUCCUCCCAGGAGCAGCCGGUGUUGUCGUGCGCACACCUGUACCGUAUCCGCGGCCAGCCGCCUCAUAUUCUGGCCGAGCACAACGCGAAGGUCGCGCGUGAUCACCAACGAUACAUGGUGAGUCACGUAUGGGAGGUGGUCCGCAGCGUGUACAGCGCCCGCGCCGUCCGCAGCGCCCCCGCCCCGCCGCCGCCCCGCGCCCCGCCACCCGUCGAAGACACGCCGCCCCUGCCACCGUACAGCGCCGUCGAAGAGGAACCUCUCGAGGAAGUCGAGGAGUGGGAGAACCGUCUGCACCAGCACAGCGGCGUGCUAGGACUACCGACACAUGCUGUUUAUAUACCGCCGGCCAAAUACGCCAGGGAAGGAGAGAACGGCGGCUGGGUGUCGGCGGCGUCGGCUCACUACGUGGACGUGGAGGCGGCGGACUGGACCCUCCCGGACGAGGCCUUCCCUCUGAGGGCCCCGCCCGCACCCCCCGCACCCCCGCCAGCAGCCUCGCACACGAGACCCAACGAACACGAACAUGACACAGGUCGGGCUACACGCAUUCACACUACAGAGUGCAAAAUUUUAAACAUUCUGGAAAUUGAGUCAGUGGUGGCAGGAGGCCCGGUCGUCACCGGACCUGCGGGUCCCUCGUCCCCCGGCUCCUCGGGCUCCGGCACGGGCUCCAGUCGACACGACGGACUACAGCGGUCGAGCAGUCAGAACUGUGGCAGCUCCGAGGGAGAGGGGGGCGAGGGCGGGGAGGGCGUGGAGGGCGGGGCGCUGUGUGUGCGGGAGGGGGCGGGCCGGGGCGCCGGGCGAGCGGCCCUCGACCCCGCGCCGCUGCUGGCCCUGGCGCUGCGCCUGCACGCGGACCUCGGGGACGUACAGACGGCUGCCGUGGUCUGCCUGGCGCUACAGGACCACCGGAGCGACCUGUUCCCGUACAUCGAGGAGAGCCUGCAGGAGCAGUGGCUGCUGGGCUACAUCGAGCUGCUGCAGCGACACAAGCUGUACAACGCGGCCACCGAGGUGAUCCGCUGCUCGUGGGUCAGCGGCGUGUGGUCCCUGUCGCAGCAGUCCACCAGCGUGGCGGCGUGCUGUGCGCGCUGCGGCCGCCGCACACGGCCGCGCGCCGCCUGUGACUGUUCGCCGCGUGCGCCGCCCGACCUGUGCGCCGUGUGCCACCAGUGCGUGCGCGGCCUGUACGCCUGGUGCCAGGGCUGCGCGCACGGCGGACACCUGCGGCACGUGCAGGCCUGGCUCAAGGACCACCAGCUGUGCCCGGCCGGCUGCGGACACGCCUGCCAGCUCGCAUGA